AUGGCAAAGCCACCAGUCCGUCCACAAACCCUCCAAACCCGCAUCUCCCACCUUCUCUCCCACUGGCCCUCCGACCCUGUCCGUCCAGCCUCAGUCUCAGUCCAAACAUACCUCCAGACCCGUCUCUCACAAAUCUCUCCCCAAGAUGCAGCAGCAUCGCAGCAACAACAACACCUACCCCAGAACCAUCAACCGCAAGAAAUGUCCGAGGCGUCAUUGAACGCAUUGGCGUCGUUGUUGGAAGAUAGAUAUACGAGACGGUAUCCAUUGUCGCCAAAGUUGCGCAGGCCCGCUAGUAACCCAGAUCAUUAUGAUAAUGUGGUUAAAGAGUUUGAGGAGGCACCGUCGAGAGAUUGGUUUGGGAGACUGGGGAAGAGGUUGAAGGGGUUGCUUAGGUUUUCUUAG
Aspergillus chevalieri is the source of this 405-nucleotide messenger RNA. RefSeq names its product ubiquinol-cytochrome c reductase complex assembly factor 2. Gene Ontology annotation, cellular component: Cbp3p-Cbp6 complex; mitochondrion. The coding region runs from base 1 to 405 and encodes 134 amino acids. Lineage: Eukaryota; Fungi; Ascomycota; Eurotiomycetes; Eurotiales; Aspergillaceae. The record is from RefSeq and is a predicted model, not a curated record. Gene Ontology annotation, biological process: mitochondrial respiratory chain complex III assembly. Gene Ontology annotation, molecular function: ribosome binding. The transcript has 2 exons.